Messenger RNA from Hylaeus anthracinus, 1959 nucleotides. It is a transcript of the gene SerRS, whose product is annotated as serine--tRNA ligase, cytoplasmic. The coding region runs from base 138 to 1625 and encodes 495 amino acids. Lineage: Eukaryota; Metazoa; Arthropoda; Insecta; Hymenoptera; Colletidae. Gene Ontology annotation, cellular component: cytosol. Gene Ontology annotation, biological process: seryl-tRNA aminoacylation. The transcript is spliced from 5 exons. Gene Ontology annotation, molecular function: ATP binding; serine-tRNA ligase activity; tRNA binding. The record is from RefSeq and is a predicted model, not a curated record.
AACGACAUCUAACGGUACGUGAUGAGCUGGAAUACGUAGUCUGUGGUAGUCUGAUUGAUUCGAUCUAUAAGAAGUGGUUGUGGCAUCCACGUGCGAACAACUUGAAGAAACAAUCUGUGACACUGACAUUUUUAAUCAUGGUACUGGAUUUGGAUCUUUUUCGAAAUGACAAAGGUUUCGACCCGGAAAAAAUACGAGAAAAUCAAAAGAAACGUUUCAAAGACUUACAGUUAGUGGAUACAGUGAUCGAAAAGGAUAAAGUUUGGCGUCAGCUGCGACAUAAGGCUGACAAUUUAAAUAAACUGAAAAAUGUAUGCAGUAAAGAAAUCGGAGAGAGAAUGAAAAGAAAAGAGCCGGUGGGUAGCGAUGAUGCAAUCCCGAAGGAUCUUCUUGAAAAUUUAGAAAAUUUAGUCUCUGAUAACCUGAAAUCAUUAACGGUUACUCAGAUUAAAACUAUUCGUGGUUGUAUUGAUGAUGCUAUAGAAAAAAAUGGCAAAGAUUUAAUAUCAACUGGGUUAGAAAGAAAUGGCGCUCUCAAGGAAGUAGGCAAUUUUUUACAUGACUCUGUACCAAUUAGCAAUGAUGAAGAGGAAAAUAAGGUUGAAAGAACUUAUGGAGAUUGUACAGAAAAGAAGAAAUACUCUCAUGUUGACUUAAUACACAUGAUUGAUGGAUUAGAUGGGGAACGAGGUACUAAUAUUUCUGGUGGGCGUGGUUACUUCUUAGUGGGGCCAGCAGUUUUUUUGCAACACGCAUUGAUACAAUUUGCCCUUAGACAAUUGUUUGCAAAAGGUUAUAAACCUCUUUAUGCACCAUUUUUUAUGCGUAAAGAUGUUAUGCAGGAAGUAGCACAGUUAUCUCAAUUUGAUGAUGAACUUUACAAGGUGAUAGGUAAAGGUAGCGAACGUAGCGACGACAAAGAAAUAGAAGAAAAAUAUUUAAUUGCAACAUCUGAACAACCAAUAGCUGCAUUUCAUCGGAACGAGUGGAUUCCUGAAAAUGCAUUACCAAUUAAAUAUGCUGGACUGUCUACAUGUUUCAGACAAGAAGUAGGAUCCCACGGGCGCGACACAAGAGGCAUUUUUAGAGUUCACCAAUUUGAGAAAGUGGAACAGUUUUGUCUGACAUCUCCAUUUGAUAAUAAAUCUUGGCUAAUGAUGGAAGAAAUGAUUUCAAAUGCAGAGGAAUUCUACAAAGCUUUGGAGAUUCCCUACCGCAUAGUGAAUAUAGUAUCGGGUGCCCUAAAUAACGCUGCUUCGAAAAAACUAGACUUGGAAGCAUGGUUUCCAGGAUCGGGUGCCUUUCGUGAACUUGUAUCGUGUAGCAAUUGCUUAGAUUAUCAAGCAAGGCGAUUAUUAGUCAGGUAUGGUCAAACAAAAAAAAUGAAUGCUAGCACAGAGUAUGUUCAUAUGCUAAAUGCAACGAUGUGCGCAGUCACUCGCGUCAUAUGCGCCAUCUUGGAAGUGCAUCAAACCGAUACUGGCAUUAAGAUACCGAAAGUUUUAGCACAAUUCAUGCCAACGGAAUAUGAAGAUGAAAUUCCAUUCGUUAAGCCAGCUCCUAUUGAAGAAGUGGAAACAAAGAAAAAAAAGUCAAAGGAGCAGAAAGAUAUUAUCUUAACUUAAAGUAAUCGUUUUACGAUCAGUUUAAAAUAGUGUAAUCUUAACGAAUUCGAUUGGUUAAUAAAUUGUAACAGUUGAAUUCAAUUCAAUCACAAUAUCCAAUGAUCAAUUUUUAUACUUGUUUAACAGAUUUUCUGUAAACAUUGCGACUGUUAAAUAUAGCUGUCUGAAUGUUUGUUUUAAACAUCUGAAUGCAUAAAAUAACGAGUCUCGAUCAUCUUAACGGUAUAAAUAUACACGAUACAUUUCAAUACCUAUCUUGUCCUAUUUGUACAAUCACACGAUUUAUGUACUCAGGUACGUCCUCUUAAGUGUGUAAUAAAUCAAGUCAAAAGAG